This is a messenger RNA of Hydra vulgaris (swiftwater hydra), 955 nucleotides long. Its product is annotated as pre-mRNA-splicing factor ISY1 homolog. Gene Ontology annotation, biological process: mRNA 3'-splice site recognition; generation of catalytic spliceosome for second transesterification step. The record is from RefSeq and is a predicted model, not a curated record. NCBI's taxonomy places the organism in Eukaryota, Metazoa, Cnidaria, Hydrozoa, Anthoathecata, Hydridae. Gene Ontology annotation, cellular component: post-mRNA release spliceosomal complex; catalytic step 2 spliceosome; post-spliceosomal complex.
UUUAAAAUUGUUUUUAAUUAUUUUCAUGGAUAGUACUUAACAUAAUAAGAUGGCUCGAAGUGCAGAAAAAGCCAUGGCAAUUUUGUCUCGUUGGACAGCCAUGGUUAAUAGCGAAGAUAAACCGCAAGAUAAUGCACGUCGUCCUUUUCUUGCAACCGAGUGUAAUGACCUUAAAGAAGCUGAAAAAUGGAGACGACAAAUUAUUCGAGAGGUUUCGAAAAAAGUAGCUCAAAUUCAAAAUGCUGGCAUGGGAGAAUUUAGAAUUCGAGAUUUAAAUGAUGAAAUUAAUAAACUUUUAAGAGAAAAGAGACAUUGGGAAGAUCGUAUUGUAGAGCUAAAUGGUCCAAAUUAUGCUAAAAUUGGACCAAAAAUGUUAGAUCAUGAAGGAAAAGAAUUACCUGGUAAUCGAGGUUAUAAAUAUUUUGGAGCAGCACGUGACUUACCUGGUGUAAGGGAGUUAUUUGAGCAAGACCCACCAAAAGCGCCGCGUAAGAAUCGAGCAGAGCUGUACAGAUUUGUUGAUGCUGAUUACUAUGGUUACAGAGAUGAUGAUGAUGGAUUGAUUAUACCACUAGAGAAAGAGGCAGAAGAAAAAGCUCGUAAAGAAGCUGUGACUGAUUUUGCUAAAAAGUUAGAUUCUGAAGGCAUUACUUUAGAAGAAAAAGAUGAUAAUAUCUAUUUAAGUUUAAAUUUUGAUAAUGAUGAAAACACAGACAAUAUUGAUAAAUCUUUUGUUUCUCAUGUUCCAGUGCCUAGUCAAAAAGAAGUAGAGGAUAUGCUAGUAAGGCAUAAAAAACAAGAACUUUUAGACAGAUAUGCAAGUGAUAUACUUAAAGCUCAAAGUUCAGAAGCUAAAGCUUUAAUGGGCUUGUAGCUGUUAUAACUAAUUAAUAUCAUGUAUUAAUGUGUAAUAAAUUAAUGUAAAUUUAUUAAUAAAGUUUAUUUCAACCUUAAA